AUGGAAGACACUUCAUCUCCUCUGCUACAAAAGAAAAUGUCUAUGAAGUGGUUUCUCGCCUUUCCACCAUCGAACAUAGAAACUAAAGAAAUUUGUGAAUCAGAAAAGACAACUACCAAACCAGAAAUGCCAUUAAAGGAACGAGAUACUUGUGAAGCAUUGAAUGUAUUCAAUAAAAACGUUAUCCAGUCACUAGGUCAAAUCGCUUCCAAGAUAGAAUACGAUUUCCUCGUCUGUGGCGGGGCGGCCGGAAUAGAUACUCACUCUGUUUACCUGUAA
Molecule: messenger RNA, 279 nt
Organism: Ambispora gerdemannii
Lineage: Eukaryota; Fungi; Glomeromycota; Glomeromycetes; Archaeosporales; Ambisporaceae
Source: the annotation of a GenBank genome assembly